This is a messenger RNA of Ichthyophthirius multifiliis, 417 nucleotides long. Its product is annotated as major facilitator superfamily protein, putative. Lineage: Eukaryota; Ciliophora; Oligohymenophorea; Hymenostomatida. The record is from RefSeq and is a predicted model, not a curated record. The transcript is spliced from 2 exons.
UAAACUGUUUUAACUAAUAAAUUUUUUAUUGAUAAAACUAUCGCUGGAUAAAUGAUUUCAGUUCCUUUCUGGAUAGGAAUGACUGCGCCUGUUUAUGGAAUAAUUGCAGAUAAGUUUGGAAGAAGAGUUUAUUCCUUAUUAGGAACUAUUUUAAUUGGAAUGACUACUAUUUCGUUAUUAUUUAUAAUUCCUGGAGAUGUUAAAGUAAUUAUUAUUUAUAUUUCGCUUAUUAUGCUAGGAGUUUAUAUAGCUAGUUUAAGUGCUUAUUUAAUGCCUUGUUAUCCUUUAAUAUGUGAAAGAAGAUUUGUAGGAACUGCCUUUGAUAAGAAGAAAGGAGGAAAACUGAAUUCAAGAAAACCUAAAAUCCAAGAAGAAACUAGAGAAAUUAUUUCAAGAUUAUAAAGUUUUGUAUAAUGA